UGGUGAGUGAGGGGAAGGCGGGCGGGGUGGGUCGUUGUGCGAAGUGGGAAAGGGGGGUGUGUCGCUAUAAGAAGCCAAAAAAGAGACUGAUGCAGUCAGUUGGUUCUGUCAAACUCUCCAAGCGUUAAUAAGGAUAAGACCUAUAACUACUGUCUACCACUCUGCAUCUACAAGAGACUGAGAUACGGUUUUAUAAGCCACACAUACGGGUUCUGCGCUACACUUGACACCCUAAAACCCUACAUCCUGCCCUACACCCUCAGGCCUCCACCCUCCUCCCGUCCCUAUCCUGUAUCCCUCUUGUCUGUCCGACUGGGUGUCCCUCUGUAGUGAGUCAUGAAGUGGCCUCUGUGGAGCCUGCUGCUGCUGCUGUGCCGGUGUACCCCAGGACAGAGUGGCUGCCAGGGGGACUGCCUGGCCUGUGGCCUCCUACUAUCCAACCCCCAGAGCCAGCAGCAAGCGUUCAAUACACUGGUGUGUCUGUUGAAGUGUGACGGUCACGUCUCCCCUGCCCUCACCUGGGAUCUGUGUCAGCGAGCCAUGCUACCGCACUACCCCCUCCCACCAGACGAUGACGCUGUGUCUAAGAGAGCAGAGGAAAAACUGUCCUUAAACCAUGGCCCCGUUGACCUGGAGUCAGAUGGAAAAAUGCUCUACUCUGCAGCCAUGGGGCUCUACCAGCAGGAUGGAGCGGACCAGGAAGACGAGGCCCUGGUGCGACGUGAUUCCCAGUACGACUCCUCUCCGCUGGGCUUGACCGCAGAAGGAGACUCGCUGGCGCUGGGUAUGGAGAGCAGGGAGGAGGAGGAGAUCAGGAGGAGAAGGAGCGGCCAGGGGGAGGAAGGAGACUCGCUGGCGCUGGGUAUGGAGAGCAGGGAGGAGGAGGAGGAGGUCAGGAGGAGGAGGAGCGGCCAGGGGGAGGAAGGAGACGAGGAGGAUGCCGUGGUCCAGCUGACCAAGCGUUUCGGGGGCUUCCUGAAAGGUCGUCACAGUUACAGGAAGUUGAUUGGCGGCCCGGAGAGGAAGUCGCUGCAGAAACGCCUCGGAGGGUUCAUCGGGAUCAGGAAGUCGGCCAGGAAGUGGAACAACCAGAAGAGGGUGAGCCAGCUCCUCCGGCAGUACCUGGGGAUGACCGGCAGCAGAACCCCUGGUCGCGGUGUUGGGAGGUUCACUAACCCAGCCCAGGGCCUCAGGAGGCUACCCAGCCGGCUGUAGCCUUCCCU
Molecule: messenger RNA, 1223 nt
Organism: Oncorhynchus gorbuscha (pink salmon)
Lineage: Eukaryota; Metazoa; Chordata; Actinopteri; Salmoniformes; Salmonidae
Product: proenkephalin-A-like
Exons: 3
Coding region: 337-1215 (292 amino acids)
Biological process (GO): chemical synaptic transmission; sensory perception; neuropeptide signaling pathway
Cellular component (GO): axon terminus; plasma membrane; dendrite
Molecular function (GO): opioid receptor binding
Source: RefSeq, a predicted model, not a curated record